UGCAGUCAAGAUCAGUGAAUGAAUGAUCAGUUGCCACAUUUCACCGUCUUGGCACUAGCAAUACACCAAAUGCCCGUCGCUCAUCCGCCAACAUUAUUCAAUGUUUGGAUUCACACUCAACAGUUACGUGACUGCAGCCUUGGGACACUCCUUCUUGGACACCGCUUGGAUGCACAAGCAACUUUCCACUCCCCACCAAGCCACACUCUCUCCUGAUUUACAAGCGGCAGGCAGUGCAAGGGCACUUACCCGCAACUCUCACCCUUGUGAUUUUUGUUUUCGUUUCAGAUAUCCUAGAACUGCAAUCUGUCCAGACAGUGCAGAAACAGCAGGACCAUGAUGAUGGAAAUGCAGUGCCAAGCGAUCUCAUACAUACAGUCAGACACUGACACCGGAGAUAACAGCUGUGGAGGUGACCUGAUGGAAGACGAUGAAAAGGACAGGGCAAAGAGGGUUUCACGUAACAAAUCUGAGAAGAAGCGAAGAGACCAGUUCAAUGUACUCAUCAAGGAACUUAGUACAAUGCUCCAGGGCUCCAUACAUAAGAUGGACAAGUCCACUGUGCUGCAGAGGACAAUUGACUUCUUGCAGAAACAAAAAGGUUUGCAACUCUCUGCUCAAAUUGAUGCUUGUGAAAUCAGACAGGACUGGAAGCCUUCCUUCCUUAGCAAUGAAGAAUUCACGCAGUUGAUGCUAGAGGCAUUAGAUGGGUUUGUCAUAGCACUUAGUAUCGAUGGAAACAUUAUUUAUGCCUCCAACAGUGUUUCUUCCUUGCUUGGCCAUUUACCGUCAGACCUAGUGGACCAGAAUAUACUGAACUUCCUGCCAGAACAGCAGCAUGCGGAAGUAUUUAAGCUGCUCACGAACCAAAUGCUGAUGACAGACCCGGUUACACAUGAUUACUCAAACAAUCAAAAUCAUGUUGAAUUCUGUUGUCAUUUGUCAAGAGGCUCCUUAGAUUCAAAAGAUCCACCCAUCUAUGAAUAUGUCAAAUUUGUGGGGAAUUUUAAAUUUCACAACCUUGUGCCUCCAUCCUCCUGCAACGGGUUUGAAUCGGCUAUUUCACGGUCGUUUAGAUCUGCAGGGAAGGAACAAAUCUGCCUUGUGGCUACUGUACGUCUCGUUGUCCCGCAGUUUCUGAAGGAACUGUGCAAUGUUGAGGAGCCAUGCGAAGAAUUUACCUCACGGCAUAGCUUAGAAUGGAAGUUUCUGUUUCUAGACCACAGGGCUCCUCCCAUCAUCGGUUACCUUCCAUUCGAAGUAUUGGGAACAUCAGGCUAUGAUUACUACCACGUUGAUGACUUGGGACUUCUGGCAAGAUGCCAUGAACACUUAAUGCAGUUCGGGAAGGGCAAGUCUUGCUACUAUCGAUUCCUCACGAAGGGGCAGCAGUGGAUUUGGCUACAGACCCAGUACUACAUCACCUUCCACCAGUGGAACUCCAAGCCUGAGUUCAUCGUCUGCACGCACACUGUUGUCAGCUACGCUGAAGUUCGUGCAGAGAGGCGACAAGAGCUGGGCCUCAAAGAAUCCACCACUGAAACCCUGACACCACCUUGCCUGAAGACUCAGAACUGUCACAUGGAUACCAGGCAUCGUGAAAGCAUCCAGGAAUUCUCCACCGAGAAGCUCAGCCGCAGCCACCCUUGUUGGGUGUCAUCCCCAGGCUCGUUCAAGUCCUCUCCUGACGCUCUCUCUGACACUCAUUCAACGAUAUCCAAGACGCACACUGAGGCAAGUACACCAUCCAGAUCAUCAGUGAACACAAGUCUGCAGGACAAGUCUGUACAGAGACCGCACACAAUCAACACUCCGGCCUUGAUGACAGGGCAACCAUCGCCUGAAGCAGCUCAGCAGCUGUCUGUGCCUCCAACCAAAGGCUCCAUUCAACAGCCUCCUAUGGCCGCGUACCAGUGCCCUGUCCAGCAGGGGGUGAUGCACCAUCUGAAGGAGCAACUGGAGGAAAGGACUAGGAUCCUGCAGGCCAACAUUAAGACCCAGCAGGAGGAACUCCAUCAGAUUAAGGAGCAGCUCCAACUUGUGCAUGCCUCCAAUCCCCAGGAAUCGGAACCAUCAAGUUUUAAUGUAUCGGAUCAUCAAGUUCAAGGGCAGCAGCCAGAUGUGGCCAUGCAGAAUUCAUACCUGUCCAGCAAACAAAUGCAAGCACUCGUUGAAUCUGAUCUGCACGCUCAGCAGAUGUCCUCAUCCCCUCAGCAACUCCUCAGGGAAUCAAGAGCAAAAUCAGUGCCGAUGAAGCAGCAGUUCGUGAAAGACGGGCAACUUCAGCGAGCCAGCGUACAAAUUCAAUCACCAACCAACCUGGUCGCACCGAUCUUCAGCAAUCCCAUGAUGUUUACCCAGGCUCCGAAAGGGACCUUCCCAGUUUCACUGCCUUCAGACACCAGCCAAAGCCACUCGUGUGCUGAUUAUGGACAUGACCGACAACUAAGAUUUUCUUUAAAUCAGCCCGUCCAUUCCAUAAUGCCAAAAAGAGGUGGAAAUGAACAGCCCUCCCAGAACAGCACAACAAAGCACCAAGCCAAAUAUCUUCAAGAACAGCAGAUGAUUACAGCGCUAGCCAUGCAGCCGAUCAGCUGCAGUACCGUCAUCUUGCCAUCUCCUGGAUCCAUGGCUCUCCAGUACCAAGGGUUCACUCAGCACCAGUCGACCUCCAUCUCACAGCAGCUUGCCCACCAUCCCAUGCCCCUCCAACAGCAACAUCACUACCUACAGCAGGUGCUGCCAAGUGGAAUAAUGCAAGGCAUCCAAUCACAGCCACUUUCCCUGCCUUCAGCCCAACAUAUGGACUACCUCUCACAACACCACUCCCGUGGCAUACAGAACAGCGCGGGUACACUCUCAGACAUGUCCAACAUCCAGCUGCCGCGGUAACCACCAAUGUGCCAGCGGUGGAUUAUGACCAAGCGCUAGUUGGGCAGAGCGUGGCGAGUGGCGCCGGGGGGAGGUGUUCGGUCAUUUAACAAGUGACUCAUCUUCACCCUGUUCCAUUGGGGCAGCUGAUCCAUUUCUUGGAGACCGUCAUGGAAGGACUGCAAGCUCGUGGAAAACAGAAGCCAAGAUGGGUGACCAGGCUGGGGCACCCUCUUGAGGGAUACCUUGGGAUUAUGCAGUGGAUUUAAUGCUCAGUUGUCAUUUUCACAGCAGAAGCCUGGAGUACACAUCCCACCAGAACCCAACAGUUAGAAAACCUAACACGUUCUGCAACACUGCCACCUACAUGGACCCAAUUUGUAAGUGCAGGUUGUGAUGGAAUUUAUUAGCGAUCAGAGUGUGCUCUCUUUAAACACAAGUCAUGAAAAUGACAAUUGGGAUUAAACUGGCACAACGUAAAACGAUCAGUAAAAGAACAUUACUGGUAAAACAACGACAAAAGUGACCUUGUUAAAAGCUGUGUUAACUGUGCAGUUAAUUUUGUCAGAUGCCAUGUUACAUCGUGUGCUUUUAGUCAACAUUUAUAGUUGCCCUUGGCAGGAAGUCAGAUGUGAUUCUGUGAAAUAGUCUGCUUUUCACUCAUUUCACGUACAGCUAGAAUUGCAAGGCAAAUGUACUGUAAAUAUUACAUUAUCUAUAUUCUAAAUAACGUUCCUAUUUUAUAUUUUAAAAGUAUUUAAAUCUGACCGCCAUUAACUGAAAAUAUAUUUCUUCUCCUGUUUCUGAACCAAAUAUUUCACUGUGGAAUCCACUAAAAAACUAAAUGCAUUAAACCUCUCUGCUGGCAAUCUGUACACUGUGUGUAAUACUAGUUGAUGCAUUAUUAAUUUUUAAAUUCAGGUCUAGUGAUGAUUGAACAAGAGUCAAAUACUCCCUGGUUUCACAGCUGUUUUAUCUUCUCAGGAACUGACAAUCCAAAUGAUAUAUUAAAAUGCCUCAAUUGCUUUCAAACUUGGAAGAAAUAUAUAUAUAUAUAUUAUAUAUAGAAAUGUACACACAAAAACAUUAUGAGCAUUCAGAUCUUAAUAGGGAAAUUGAGGUUUAACUCAGUAGCCUGAGAGUUGAAUUUAACUGCGAGGACAAAUCCGAAUGCAUGUGAAUGUAUGUCAAGUAUUAUUUAGAUUGCUGCAGUACAAUUGGCAUUUCUUCUCAAAUUUGUGACCAUGCAUUGGGAAUGUCAUCUGAUUAUUUUCAGUAAGGGCAUUAAUUGUACAGUGCUGACUUUCUCUUGCCUUCUGAGUUCGGGCCUCUUUCCAUGCUGUAUUUCUAAAUUAAAUGAACUGCAGAUUCAUCGGGAAUCUUAAGCACAAUGCACAAUGUGCUGGAGUAACUCAGAGGGUCAGGCAGUAUCUAUGGUGGGAAUAGAUAGAUGCCGUUUUGAGUCGGGGCCCUUCUUCAGACUGAUGGGGGCAAGAGGGGGAAAGAUGUCCCCCCCACUUCUCCACCCCUGUGCCUUACAGAGCCAGAGACCAAGGUUCAAUCCUGAUCUUGGGUGGUAUCCGUGCGGAGUUUGCACGUUCCUCCGGGGGCUCCUGUUUCCUCCCACGUUCUAAAGAUGUGCGGGCUUGUAGGUUAAUUGGCCCUCUGUAAAUUGCCCCGAGUAUGUAGGCGAGCCGAAGGGCUCGUUUUCAUGCAGAAUCUCUAAAUUAAACUAAAGUACCACAUUGCUCCCAAACAUGUUCGUACUCACGCAUCCUUUAUGUGGGCAGCUGGCUGAGAGAAUUGGGUUGACCUUGGUUCUGAAGUGGAAUGGAUGUGGGCUAAACAGUUUCCCCGUUUGUCGAAAGGAUCAGCUCCACUCCACAGUGGCAAGCUAUUCGCAGUGAAAUGGCACUUUGCAAUGACAAAACUCAGAAAUAGCCUUGCUUACCACCAGUUUCCACUGAGUCUAUUCUGGAGCUGUUUUGUUUAUUAAGACCAGGGCUUACAUCCCAUCCUGUGGGAAAUGUAACAUUGAGAUGAAUUCUAUGGAGUUUUGUAUUUCAUUAGGAUCCUCCACAAUCAUUCCCUAGUGGCAGAUUCAAAGGCUUUUGUGAAGAUCAUGUAUAGUGGUUGAUGUUCUUCCCUGUCAUGGUGGUUCAAAGAACACAAACAAGUUAGAGCAAGAAACCAGACCCUUGAGAGUCUCAAACAUUCAAUAUGAUGGCAGAUCCUUAAUCUCAAAGCACCAUUUCUACCCACAACUUUAGACUUUAGAUACAGUGCAUAAACAGGCCGUUCAGCCCAACGAGUCCGCGCCGACCAGCGAUCACCCCGUACACUAGCACUAUCCUGCACACUAGGGACAAUUUUACCAAAGCACAAACCUGUACGUCUUUGGAGUGUGGGAGGAAACUGGAGCACCCACAGAAAACCUGUGUGGUCACAGGGAGAAUGUAAAAACUCCUGUAGUCAGGAUUGAACCCGGGUCUCUGGCGCUGUAUGGCAUGAAUUAAUUUAUUUUAAACUAUUGCAAAUUACCCUAAAAAUCUCAUUAAAGUAGGGCCAUCAGAACUCUUUAAUCAAAUAUAAAUGUUCACAUUUAUUAACAUUGACUUAUCAUGCGGCAAUCAAUCUGUAUUGUGUUUUAAAAUGUAUACCCAGCAGAGUAUAGGGAUGAAGUUUUGGAAAGACACUGAAUUCCAACAUAAACCAGUUUAUCACGGUUUAUUUCACAUAAGCUCUAGUGUCAAAAUAGUCAGUAUUACAAUUCUGUCAUUGUAUUUUGUAUAACCUUUUCAAAGAGUUGCAUUUUGGUCUUAGAUGAUCUGUUCGGUGUGUUAACCUUUGGACGAAGAACAUGCACUUUUGGAGUCAUUGUUUGUUUGGAUAUAUAUUCCUGACAAAGAGUGAAGAGUGUUAAUUGUUGUACAUAUUGUAUUGAAUUCUGUACAAAAAAUCCUUAUAAUAGCAAAUUAGCAAAUUUUAUAUGAUGUGACUGGUCAUUUUGAAUUUAUGAAUGUUCUUAUUCAAUGAAAAUUUGUUACAGCAAAGUGUCUUACAGAAAGGGGUUGCACAAUUUAUGUCUUUGUGAAUAAAGGAUCUUUGCACAAAUGCCAUUGGAUUUUUAUUCCUAAUUUCAACAGUAGAGUUCUACACAGAAACAUAAAAAAUUACUUCCAAAGAGACUUCACGAACAGACACAAUUUCUCCUCUCUUACCAUUUCAGCAUUGCACAGGGUCCUUUCCUGAUUCAAGAUGAAAAGUGCUGGAGGAACUCAGCAGGUUAGCCUGCAUCUGUGGAGGGAAUGGACAGAUGUUUCAGGUUGGGACCCCUGUCCGGAAGUGGCGGCGUUACCCUGGCAGCAGCGGCUCGCCUGCAGUCCGUUUGUUUUUACUUUUUUGUGUUGUUUUUUUUCGUUUUGUCUAGUUAAGUUUUUGGUUUUUAGGUUGUGUUUUUGUGGGGAGGGGGGGUUGAAAUGGGACUUGCUGUCUCUCCCUUCGGGGGAAUGCGCCUUUUUUGUCAUAUCCCCCUUCUCUGCCUCCGUCUGCGCUGAGGCCUAAUGGCGGAGCUGGCGACCUCGAGACUCCGGAGGCAGAGCCAGUCAGGACUUGCCCUGCGCUCGCUCCCGUGAGGGCGGUCCGGCUCGGGGCUGGAACGGUGCUCCCGUGAGGGGCUGUGACGCUCCCGUGAGGGCGGCCUGGCGCGGGGCUGAGACUCUCCCAUGAGGGGCUGUGACGCUCCCAUCGGAGCGGCCCAGCUCGAGGGAGGAACGGCACUCCCAUCGGGGCGGCCCAGCUCAAGGGAGGUAUGGCGCUCCCGUCGGGGCAGCCCAGCUCAAGGGAGGAACAGCACUGACUUGAGGGCGAUCCGGCUCGGGGCUGGAACGGUGCUCCAGUGGCUGGGACGGCGUUCUGGCGGCGGUGACCUGAGUCCGGGGUUCCACUGGACUGGAGGGCGGCAGCUUCGACCACCCCGGGCCGGCCCGUUUGCGGGGUUCGGUGAGCCGCGGGACUGUUUGUACCAUCGCCCAGUGGGGUAUCGCCUCAGCGCAGAGGGAGAAGAGGAGGGAAGAGACUGCAGCCCUAAGAUUUUUGCCUCCACUACAGUGAGGAGGUGCUUGGAGGAC
This is a messenger RNA of Leucoraja erinaceus (little skate), 7001 nucleotides long. RefSeq names its product neuronal PAS domain protein 2 (gene npas2). Gene Ontology annotation, biological process: regulation of transcription by RNA polymerase II; circadian regulation of gene expression. Lineage: Eukaryota; Metazoa; Chordata; Chondrichthyes; Rajiformes; Rajidae. Bases 337 to 2892 code for a protein of 851 amino acids. The record is from RefSeq and is a predicted model, not a curated record. Gene Ontology annotation, cellular component: nucleus; CLOCK-BMAL transcription complex; cytoplasm. The transcript has 21 exons. Gene Ontology annotation, molecular function: RNA polymerase II cis-regulatory region sequence-specific DNA binding; DNA-binding transcription factor activity, RNA polymerase II-specific; protein dimerization activity.